AUGUUCAAAGGAACCGAAAACGACCUCUGGCCUAGCAUCCUCGACGGCUCAUACCUCGCCGACUAUGACUGCUCCACUCCAGACAAGCAGCUAUACGACCCCGCGUGCCCUUCUUCCAACUUUCUGCCUCUGCAUCAACACUAUUCCAACGCACCCCUCAAGUUCGAAACCGAGCUCAUACAGCUGGAAAUGGUUGAUCCCAAAAUACGAAAGGCCGUCUAUUUCACUGUCCGGCAAGGGCCCGGAGUCAUCGAUACUUGGUUCUACACCGCCCACGCGUCCACAGCUGCCGUGCAAGAUGCUCUGCGAGACUUACACAUGAAGGCAUUAUUGUUUUUGAAAUACCGGGUUGGACAUUUUGGGCGUCACAGGCCAGGUUCGUUGGAGCGGGCGGUCAGCAAGCGGUAUGAAGUAGAGACAAAGUCUUCCUUGACGCGGACAGUGUGUCGACCGCUCCCUGAUGUGUCGUUUGAGACCGUCAAAACCUUGAUGUUUCCGCCGGUGAAGUUGGAGGAGAAGUUUGGGGAUAAAGCGGAUGGUUACUGGGAAGUUGAUGUUGAGAAGCCUGUGAGGGAGUAUCUUGGGCGCCGUAGGAUUCUGAUACAGGAGGGGGACGGAACAUGGCGGUUGAACCCGGAGCCAAACACAAUUCCCUCUAUCAUUGCAAUCCCGGUGCCCUUGGAUCAAGACGAAAACUUCAAGUUUGGCCUACUAGUCGCGAGACGCCAGGGGGAGAGUAACGUGUGGUGGCCCGCGACGUGUACACUGGAUGCUCGCUGGGGAGACGCCCGUUCGUUCUUUGAGUUUGGUGAUCGAUCAAUGCGCUUUCACGACUUUCAUCGCGGCAAAGUCAGUAAUCUGGUGCAGACAACCUUGGAAACGACCAAUGGGGACAACAUGCUCUCUCCUUACUACAAUCCUCCCAACGACCACACGAUAACCCCCAUAGCUCUUCAUCUGAGCUGGUACGAUCACCUCUCUCCAGUGAUACCGGCAGGUUUCAUCCCCGAUCACCCCGAUUCACCGCUCCGAGGGACCAACCGAUCAACUCUAGAGGCCCUUCUCGAAACAAUCCCGGCACAUAACUGGAGCCCACAGAAUGAUGUUGUUGGCAUAGACACGGAAGGACUGGAGUUGGUGAUAUCAAUGACUUUUGUCGACGGGCUGUCUCGUUGCGGCAUUGCACUGAACCCUAACAGCGGCAUGUUACUAGGAGGUACAUGGGAAAAGGGGGCGUUGGAGAAGGGAACCAGAUGGGAAAUCAACAACGAUAAGCCAGACGAUGUCUGGAGACUGUUCAAGUUGGGAGAGCCAAUUGAAGUGUUUGCUCCUCCGGCUAGUCUUGACCUUGAGAGGUCCACUCGUAUGGUGAUGCGGGUGACAUUUACGGGGUACAUGAUGGCGGCUGACAAUUGGUUCGACUAUCUCUGCGUGGCGGCCAUGAUGGUGCAUGCACUCGCGGCUCUAAUUCACACCGUCUGGGUAGUGUGGCAUGCAGAGACGUCAGAGGCUUGGGAUUCCAUCCCUGAGAUGAUCGGGCUUGCGCAGAGGUCACCCCCGCCAUGUGAGGAGGAGGCAUGUCUUGACAAUAUUGGGGCGGGUAUUGCGUCGGUUCGUAAUCUGGGCGAAGUGGCGUGGGUCGAGGUCCAUGAUGAUAGCGGGUAUGGCAGCCAGGAUGGGGUGAGGUUGAGGUUUGGAGAUGGGGUUAGAACCAGAGAUCCCAAAUGGGUGCCGAAAGCUGAAGAACGAUACAGUUAG
Podospora anserina S mat+ is the source of this 1758-nucleotide messenger RNA. RefSeq lists its product as uncharacterized. The record is from RefSeq and is a predicted model, not a curated record. Bases 1 to 1758 code for a protein of 585 amino acids. The transcript has a single exon. Lineage: Eukaryota; Fungi; Ascomycota; Sordariomycetes; Sordariales; Podosporaceae.